This is a messenger RNA of Cuculus canorus (common cuckoo), 4342 nucleotides long. RefSeq names its product abhydrolase domain containing 5, lysophosphatidic acid acyltransferase (gene ABHD5). The record is from RefSeq and is a predicted model, not a curated record. NCBI's taxonomy places the organism in Eukaryota, Metazoa, Chordata, Aves, Cuculiformes, Cuculidae. Bases 7 to 1161 code for a protein of 384 amino acids. Gene Ontology annotation, biological process: positive regulation of triglyceride catabolic process; negative regulation of triglyceride storage. Gene Ontology annotation, cellular component: lipid droplet. The transcript is spliced from 7 exons.
CCCGGGAUGACGGCAGCGGCGGGCGGGGCGGAGGAGGAGCCGGCCAUGGCCGGGGCCGCCGCUGUCGCGCUAUCCCCGUCUGCGCUGCCGCCCGCCCUGCCGCCGCCCGGCCGCCGCGCCGCCCCCGCCAUGGCCGAGGAGGAGGCUGCCAGCGAAGGGUUAGGAUGGUUAUUCAGUUGGCUUCCUGCCUGGUGUCCCACAUCACUGCUACACCUUAAGGAGGCUGAGGACAAAAUGCUGAAAUGUAUUACAAGCACAUACAAUAAACGAUAUGUGUAUAUAUCUAAAGGAAAUAAAAUAUGGACACUGACUUUCUCUCCGGACCUUUCACAUAAAACUCCACUCGUUCUUCUGCAUGGGUUUGGAGGAGGUGUUGGACUGUGGGCUCUCAAUUUUGAAGACCUCUGUGAGAACAGGACCAUUCAUGCUUUCGACCUCUUGGGAUUUGGACGUAGCAGUAGACCACACUUUGACACUGAUGCUCGGGAAGCAGAAAACCAGUUUGUGGAAUCCAUAGAAGAAUGGAGGAAGGAGGUGGGGUUAGAAAAAAUGAUUUUACUUGGACACAACCUAGGUGGAUUCCUGGCUGCUGCUUACUCAUUAAAAUACCCAUCAAGGGUCAAACAUCUUAUCUUAGUGGAGCCAUGGGGUUUUCCAGAGAGGCCUGACAAUGCUGAUCAUGAAAGACCAAUUCCAAUCUGGAUCAAAGCGCUAGGAGCUAUAUUGAGUCCAUUUAAUCCAUUAGCUGGACUGAGGAUAGCAGGACCCUUUGGAUUAAGCCUUGUUCAGCGUUUAAGACCAGAUUUCAAGCGAAAAUAUUCAUCAAUGUUUGAUGAUAACACUGUGGCCGAAUAUAUCUAUCACUGCAAUGUACAGUCACCCAGUGGUGAAACAGCAUUCAAGAACAUGACUAUUCCUUAUGGAUGGGCGAAAAGGCCGAUGCUGCAACGGAUUCCACAGAUGAAUCCAAACAUUCCUAUCACUGUGGUGUAUGGAGCACGUUCAUGUAUAGAUGGCAAUUCUGGCAGCACUAUCCAGUCUCUGAGACCAAAUUCAUAUGUGAAGACGAUAGCUAUCCUUGGUGCGGGUCAUUAUGUGUACGCUGAUCAACCUGAAGACUUCAACCAGAAAGUGAAAGAUAUCUGUGAUUCUGUGGACUGAGUCUCUUCUGUCCCUUACAAAGUCGUACCACAGAUAGCAUUUAAUAGCAAUACACUCUAGGAAAUCACAAAAUAAUGCGGAGCUAACACAACAGGCUCUAUUUGCACACUGUUUCUUCUAAGAAGCCAUUUGCACACUUAAACCACUGAGUGCCUUCUUGGGGGAGGGAUAGGGAGAUCUGAAGCCAACUUUGUACAGCUUUGUUUGGAAUUGGUCUUUAGAUCAUUGGCCUGUCAUAUGUGAAAUUACAUAUAACUUUUUAAAACUGGAAUUUUCUUCAAAGUAUAAUUGAAGUUUGCACAUAUUGAACUCUCUAAAAAUGCUGAAUUCUCCAUUGGCACAAAGAGCUGUAUCGAUACCGAUAGAAUGUCUAAAAUGCAAUUUGGUUUCUUUAUAAACAUUUGUAUUUUUUAGUUGACGUUUCAUAGCAAGAAUAUGAAAUUGAUUAUGUAUUUUAUUUUCAGAAUACAGAACUCCAUAUAGAAUAUUUUAAGAGGAUUUUUUUUUUAAUUGGAAUGAUAACAGCUUAUAAAGCUGAUUUUGAGAGGGACAAGGCCAAGAUGAUGAGUGGUGUCAGUCACUGAGGUAUAUGUGGUAAUUGUAAGGAAUUGGGGCUCAAUAGUAGGAAAUCUUUCUUCUGUUGGAUUUUAUUUCCAUUUUUUCCUUCUGUGCAACUUUUACGGAAGGCUCAGUGAGAGUCAAUGAUGUCACCAGCACUCAUGCUUCCAGAAAUAUUUUGAUAUGUUGAUUUCAGUGAUUUAAAGUACAGAAGAUGGCUUGUUAGUUACUCCAUCUAUUUUUAACACUUAACUGCAGGAUUUGUUACUAGCCUAAACCUAACAAUCAUAGCUAAGUUGACAAGAUUUUAUUAGGGCUAGGGAAUGGCCAUCUGGAUAGUGAGCAUAAUUCUCUUUUUAGAUAGAAAAACCUAAUCCACUUUUUAGUAAAUUUGGGGCAGAGAAGAAGCAAAGGAAGAAUAUUGAAGUUCUCUAAUUGGGAACUACAGCAAGUUAGUGUAUUUUAGUUCACAUGCAGCCUCCUUAUAGGAAGGGUUGUUACUGGAAUGAACAAGAUCACUGUAACAGAUUUUAAUGACAUGUUUUGGAGAUUCUUUAUAUAAUUAUAUAUUUUAAUUGAGUGUUUCAAUAUCAGAGAUAAUCCAGUCUCUGCAUCUUUUUGAAAUCAUAGUUUGACAUUAGUAGAUUAUAUUAAGAAAAAUACUUUGUCACUUUAAAGCCAAAUUAUGUGGUGGUUUGUUUUUUAACAAGUUUACAUAAAACUGUUGAUGUACUUUUGAGUAUUAAAUUGACUACUAAAGAAUUCUUGAUACUUUUAUACAUAGAGAAUUUGAAUUAAUGAGAGCACCCUCUUAAAGCUUGAGUGGAAUUCUCUGCAUUUUUACACAAACUAAGAAAUUGUUGCACAUGUUUAUGAUGUGGAAGGACAAGAUACCCAAAAUCUUCAGGAAAUACUCUGUGUUCCCAGCCAGAGUAUCUUUCUUUCUGAAAGAGGUGUUUAUCUAUAUGUUGCUAUGUAAGCAUCAGUCUUUGUGACUGCCUGGCUGGUAGUGCUUAAAAUCUAACAAGCUAAAGAUUUUAAUUAAAAUUAACUAUUGAAGAUGCCAGAAAUUUUAAACAAAAUUUUGGUUGUUUGCUAAAAGCUUGAAUUCAAAAUGGAAAAUCAGAAUAUCACUUUUAUUUUUGAGUAUAAGCUAUAGGUUAUCAGUCAUGCCACCCUUUAGGCUGAUGCCUUCAGUAGGUAUUUUUUCACCCUUUUCUGAGUCAAAUUCCAAUUAUCGACUUAAACAGCUGGUUUAAUUGUGUGCAAAAACCUAAUGCAAAGGUAUAUUCUGAGUGUCCUCCAAAUAAGAAAAGGUGAAACAAACUAUUGGUAUUUUUAGAUAGCACUUACUGAUGGGAAUUCUAAAUUCCACAUCAAAAGAUGGAAGUAGGGAUAAAAAUUGCACACUGAAUGUGAAUACUGUUUUUAAUAUCCCUUGCUUUUUCAGCUUGCUGUACUAAUAAGACUUAUUGCCUAAGUUUUGCACAAAAAAAAAAAAUCUGAAAUAUUAUGUUUGAUUUAUGUUAAGACAUGAUAUUACUUUUGUAAGAAUUGCGUGUGAUUAAGCUCUGGAAAUCAAGAGUAAUUAAUAAGUUAAACUAACCAUGCAAGACAUAUUAAAAAUACGGUAAUGCUUAUUUUCAAAUGUCUCAAUGUCCUUAGGUUUUCUUGUAUUUAAUUGAAACUGGUAAGCAUUUGUCAAUAAGUAGCUGCAGGCUCAGAAUGCUGAUUGUAUAUAGAAAGAAAAUGUUUGUUGGUUAUCUUGCAGGCAGUAUUAGAUACUGCUGUGAAGGUCACGAUGGAAUUCUGAAUAUCCUGUUGUGUGCAACAUAACCCAAUAAAGUUACUUUAAUAAACAGCGUUAAGAGGUACUGAACAGAAAAUGAAUGGCACGUACCGAAACGACUUGGGAGCUAGACCUUUUGUGAGCAAUUACUGUCUAGGAAUAAGCUCAAUUUCUCUAGAAGAUCUGUUUCAGUGUGAUGACCAGUUGUUUAAAUUUACUGUGGCGAGCACUGAACACUGUUGGUGCUAUUUUUAUUACAACACUGUGAACCAAGACAAGAAUCACAGGCAUAAAGGCACCCAAAGAUCUAUCCUGCUGUAGCAUCAAAAUGAAGACAGCUGUGUAGCAGAGGCUAGGGCAUAACAAAAGGAAUCCAAAAUAUUAAUAAAAAUCCAAGAUUAACUGUCUAAGUCUCCAGGACACGCUCUUCUUCCUGUGGUUGUUGUGAUAAAAUUUUAUUAAAGUAACUUAGUAAUAUUUUGUUUGCAUGGCUGAGUUUGUCUUGUUACUUAUUGAACCCUGGCAGAUUAGAUUUUAGUUCUGAAAAACUGAUUUUCAGAGAAGUAAUUUAUUGAUAAGAUUCUAUAAUAAAAGAUUCACAACCAUCACUAGCAAGUUCUGUUUGUAUCUGAUUGUGAAAUGGAAAUUGAGAAUGCGAAUUCGUAGGCAUCAAGCUUGGAAAAAUAGGUCCAAAGAGGGGAAAUGCGGUCAUCUGAUUUCACUCGUCUUAAAUUAAUGCUGGCAUUACUUUUAAAACCUUGUCUUUUUAAGGUAGCUACAAUUGCUUGUACCAAAUUGACGUGACAAUCUCUGAAAUGCUCUUUGUGGUCUGUU